GUGGUGAAUGUAACGCCAACUCUUUUCAGUUACCGUUUUAAUUCCGAAAUUAACCGGUGCUAUCAGACACAUUCAAAAGUAACGUACUCUGGAGUUGUAGAACUGGAUGAACUUGAUACUGUAUACAGCAUAAUUUUCGGAUAGCUAGGAUUGGCGUGAAUAAGCAUUUCUGCUUAAAGAAAAAAAACCCGUAAAACUUCUUUUGAGGUUAAAAACAAUGCAGAGGUAAAUGUAGCGCUAUGUAAUGUGUUGUAUGGUUCUUGUGUUGAAGAUUAAAUACAAAAGAACCUGAAGGAGUGUAAUCUAACGAAUGCAGCACGUAGUUGGAGGGGAAGAAGACUUCAUUGCUAACCACAGUUUUUCUCGUACUGGGCCUUAGGUUGCUUUGCUGCUUUGUGGUUCUGUAGAGCUAAGUUGAUGUACAGUGGGACAGCUUGAGAACUAGCAGAAGUAUUUGUAAAUUUAUUUUAAUAAUUUGAAGCUCUUUUUUAAAUGCAAAAUACUGUGUGUUUAAUAGAGGUGUGUUAUGUAUAGGUUUUCUUAGCCGGUGGAAAAACAGUGAAUAUACAGCUCAAUUCUUUCAGCUGAGUUCAGUUGCACCUGUUGUGUAUUUACACUUGAGUUGUUCUUACUUCCUGGCUUGUCUUUCUAGGAGAGUGCACUGAAGGUUUGAGACUACUCUUUCAUAUCAGCAGCUGUGUGACUCCAGCUAAUGCCAUGGACCUCAAGGUGUUUCCCUUAGACUGGUUCUUCUGUGCUGCAGGUCACGAGGAGCAUUCCUAUAUUAAAAAGGAUAGUGAAGACCUUGGCCAUGGGCAUAAUUAAAUUUAACAUAAAUGAUGCAGGUUCACUGAUGGAGCAGUAGUGGAAUUCUUAAGAUCACCACGAUUUUUCUGUCCUGCCUUAAAAUUUAUUUAAAGCAUGGGGUUUUUUUGUUUCCCUUCAGCAGGUGGGAAGAAUGAAAGGAAGGGGGGAUGAAAGGAUGUUGAACCUUUUUGUUUGGCUGUAUGAUGGAAGGAAACAGGACGGAGAACCUCUGCAAUAGAUCAUUGGGAUGGCUUCAGAGACAAGAGAAUGAUGCUAAACCAUGGCUCUGGAAACUUUCUAAUUGCUUUUCUGCUGCUGAGAAGGCUUUGCCUUGUAGUGCGAAAACGAAAGAUUACAUGGAGAACAAGAAAGCUGCUGUAGACUUGAAGGAUGCUGCAUCUCCUCACUCUGGCUCUAAAUUGUUUCCAGCAGUGCCGCUUCCUGAUGUUCAUCCUUUUCAGCAACAGCAAUUACAGCUUUCCCCUGGCUCCAAAGUAAGCUGCUGUGCUCAUGGCUCUGACUCUUCUUGUACUCCACAAAUGCAUUGUGGUGGUGGUGGUGGUGGAAACCUGAUUCACCCUGGCACAGUAUUAGAUUCAAAAAGCACUGGGACAAUAACUUGUCAAGUAGGGUCAGGAUUUGCUUAUCAGUCUGCAUCUUCACUGAAGAACCCUUCAGCUAGAAGCAAUUUGGCAGGAAUUUCCAGUGAAUUCUCUGGCAUGUGCGUAGAAAACAGUGUACCUUCCUGUCAGCAUCUGGCCUGUUGUGGAAAACUCCAUUUCCAGCCCUGUCACGGUAGCGUGCACAAACUGCAUCAGUUCCCAGCCCUGCAGAGCUGUCCAUCUUCUGGCUAUUUCCCCUGUCCCGAGUUCACGAGUGGGGCCGCGGGGCGCUUGGAUGAGCACGUUGCACAGUCGGAGCUGACGUCACGCGCGUGCGCCAACCCUCUGCACCUAAACGUGGCGCCUCCCGUGUGUCUGAAGGGCUCUCACUACUGCACUGACUGCUUGAGCAAGCCAACCAGAAACAGCCUAGUUGAUGCUGCUAAAAUCUGGCCAAAUAUUCCUCCUCCAAGUGCACAGACUGCACCUGUUCCUAUCCCAAUCUGUAAUGGCUGUGGAACCAAAGGAACAGGAAAUGAGAAGAGUUUGAUACUGGCAAGCAGCCUUGGCAAAUCACCACAGAAAUAUGGGUCCCCGGAAGUUGCAAUAACAGGCCAAGUUCUGGAAAACUUGCCCCCCAUUGGAGUCUUCUGGGAUAUUGAAAACUGCUCAGUUCCCACUGGCCGUUCAGCUAUAGCAGUUGUGCAGAGGAUUCGUGAGAAGUUUUUUAAAGGUCACAGAGAGGCAGAAUUCAUCUGUGUGUGUGACAUUAGUAAAGAAAACAAAGAAGUCAUUCAGGAGCUAAACAACUGCCAGGUGACUGUUGCACAUAUCAAUGCUACAGCCAAGAAUGCUGCUGAUGACAAACUCAGACAGAGUCUGAGGAGAUUUGCUGAUACACACACUGCACCUGCCACUGUGGUUCUUGUGUCAACGGAUGUAAACUUUGCUUUGGAACUGAGUGACCUGAGACAUCGACAUGGUUUCCGAAUAAUUUUGGUGCAUAAAAACCAAGCUUCAGAAGCACUCUUACAUCAUGCCCAUGAGCUUAUUUGUUUUGAAGAAUUUAUUUCAGACUUGCCACCAAGGUUACCACUGAAAAUGCCGGCUUGUCAUACACUGUUAUAUGUCUAUAAUUUGCCAACAAACAGAGACAGCAAAAGUGUCAGCAAUCGCCUGAGGCGUUUGUCAGACAACUGUGGAGGGAAGGUGCUGAGCAUUUCUGGAAGCAGCGCGAUUCUCCGCUUCUUGAACCAGGAAAGUGCGGAACGGGCUCGGAAGCGAAUGGAAAAUGAAGAUGUUUUUGGUAACAGGAUUGUAGUGUCUUUCACUCCCAAAACCAAAGAAUUUAGUGAAACAAAAAGCUCCAGUUUUGUGGGAACUGAGAAGGUCAAGUCUCCCAAAAAAAUUAACAAGAACACGAAGCUGUGCCUCCUCAACAAGGACUCGAAUGAUCAGUCUGCUGGUACCAAAGGCUCUGCUGGGAGAGGAUUCCAGAUCCAUGGAUCUAUCAUCAAACCCACAAAUGUCAAAAGUUUACAGGAGCUGUGCCGCCUUGAAUCAAAGAACAUCAGUAGAAAUACUGAAAACCAGCAAGAACGUUUAAGAGAACAAAUUCCUUCUCCUCAGAGUAACUCUAAUGCAGCAAUUUCCAUGUCUCUGGCAACGAAAAAAAUGGGAGCAGGAGACUUGUCCUCCAAAAAUAGUCAGAAAAAAGAGACCUCUGCUUCCAGGAGCAUUACCAAUUCCCCUGUAGAUAAAAAAGAUAAAGAUGAAACUGUAUUUCAGGUCAGCUAUCCCUCUGCUUUCAGUAAGUUGACAGCCUCAAGACAACUCAGUCCUUUACUGAUGUCUCAGAGUUGUUGGUCGUCUCGGAGUAUGUCUCCCAAUCUUUCAAAUAGAUCAUCUCCACUCACAUUUAAUGUAGUGAAUCAUACCAGUGGUACAGACUGCCCUGAUCCUUUUGUAAAUGGUGCAGACAUUCAGAUCAGCAACAUAGAUUACAGAUUGUCCAGGAAAGAGUUGCAGCAAAAUUUACAAGAAAUCUUCUCAAGACAUGGCAAGGUCAAAAGUGUGGAGCUCAGUCCUCACACAGACUACCAGCUGAAGGCCAGUGUUCAGAUGGAAAACCUCCAAGAAGCCAUCAGUGCUGUCAACAGUCUGCACAGAUACAAAAUUGGCAGUAAGAGGAUCCAGGUCUCAUUAGCAACGGGAGCUGCUAGUAAAUCACUCUCUCUACUUAGCUCAGAAGCAAUGUCCAUUCUGCAGGAUGCACCUGCUUGUUGCUUGCCUGUGUUCAAAUUCACAGAAAUCUAUGAAAAAAAAUUUGGCCGUAAGUUAAUUGUCUCAGACUUGUAUAAACUCACAGACACUGUGGCGAUCCGUGACCAGGGAGGUGGGAGGCUCGUGUGCCUCCUGCCCAGCAGCCAAGCCAGGCAGAGUCCCUUGGGAUCUUCACAGUCACAUGAUGGCUCCUCAGCAAACUGUAGUCCAAUAAUAUUUGAAGAGUUGGAAUAUCACGAGCCUGUUUGUAAGCAGCAUUGCCUGAAUAAGGACUUUGUUGAACAUGAAUUUGAUCCAGAUUCUUACAGAAUUCCUUUUGUGGUUUUGUCUCUGAAGACAUUUGCUCCCCAAGUUCACAGUCUUCUACAGACACAUGAGGGUACUGUGCCUUUACUAAGUUUUCCUGAUUGUUACAUGUCAGAGUUCAAUGACCUUGAAAUGGUGCCAGAAGGCCAAGGUGGUGUUCCUUUAGAACAUCUGAUUACCUGUGUUCCUGGAGUUAACAUUGCCACUGCCCAAAAUGGCAUUAAAGUUAUCAAAUGGAUACAUAACAAACCACCACCUCCUACUGCAGAUCCUUGGCUUCUGCGUUCCAAGAGCCCUGUAGGUAAUCCCCAGCUCAUUCAGUUCAGUCGAGAAGUGAUAGAUCUGCUCAAAAGCCAACCAUCCUGUGUCAUCCCUGUCAGCAAAUUCAUCCCAACAUACCACCACCACUUUGCAAAGCAAUGCCGAGUGUCUGACUAUGGCUAUUCCAAAUUAAUGGAGCUGCUGGAAGCAGUGCCUCAUGUGCUGCAGAUUCUUGGCAUGGGUUCCAAACGCUUGUUAACGCUAACGCACAGAGCUCAGGUGAAACGCUUCACUCAAGAUUUACUGAAGCUGCUCAAAUCCCAGGCCAGUAAGCAAGUUAUUGUGAGGGAAUUCUUGCAGGCUUAUCACUGGUGUUUCUCUAAGGAUUGGGAUGUUACUGAGUAUGGAGUGUGUGAACUGGCUGAUAUUAUAUCAGAAAUUCCAGAUACAACCAUCUGUUUGUCACAGCAAGACAAUGAAAUGGUAAUUUGUAUUCCCAAAAGAGAACGUACCCAGGAGGAAAUUGAAAGAACCAAGCAGUUUUCCAAGGAGGUGGUGGAUCUGCUGCGGCACCAGCCCCAUUUUCGAAUGCCCUUCAAUAAAUUUAUUCCUUGUUACCACCACCACUUCGGGCGUCAGUGCAAACUCGCUUACUAUGGGUUUACAAAACUACUUGAACUCUUUGAAGCCAUACCAGAUGUCUUACUUGUACUGGAGUGUGGAGAGGAGAAGAUUCUCACCUUGACAGAGGUGGAGCAGGUGAAGGCAGUGGCUGCCCAGUUUGUGAAGCUGCUGCGGGCGCAGAAGGACAAUUCGCUGCUGCUGGCGGAUCUGCUGCCUGAGUACAGCAAAACCUUUGGCUACGCCCUGCGCCUGCACGACUUCGACGUCAGCUCUGUGCCAGCCCUCAUGCAGAAGCUCUGCCACGUUGUAAAGGUGGUUGACACAGAAUCUGGCAAGCAAAUUCAGCUGAUAAAUAGAAAAUCUCUGCGGACUCUGACUGCCCAGUUGCUGGUUUUGCUGAUGUCCUGGGAUGGAACAUCCUUUCUCUCUGUUGAACAGCUUAAGCAACAUUAUGAAACAGUCCACAGUACUUCACUUAAUCCAUGUGAAUAUGGAUUUAUGACCUUAACUGAACUCCUGAAGAGUCUGCCUUACUUGGUUGAGGUUUUUACCAACGGUGCAGCAGAAGAAUAUGUCAAGCUUACAAAUCUGUAUAUGUUUGCAAAGAAUGUGAGGUCCUUACUUCACACCUACCAUUAUCAGCAAAUUUUUCUUCAUGAGUUCCCAGUAGCAUACAGCAAAUACACAGGAGAAGUGCUGCAGCCUAAAGCAUAUGGAUGCAAUAAUUUAGAAGAGCUCUUGGGAGCAAUUCCACAGGUGGUCUGGAUUAAAGGACAUGGCCAUAAGAGAAUUGUAGUCCUGAAAAAUGAUAUGAAAACUCGUUUUAGCUCACCUAGUUUUCCCCCUGCUGAUCAUGUGGAUGAUCAUGGAAAUCAACUUGCUGACAGUAAUGGACAUAUUCUGGAGACCCAAGGAUCCACUUCAUCAAUGGAAUUAAACCUAGGAAGGCCUAGCAAUGCUUCUAAUCAAACAGAACAAGAACUCCUUUGCCUCACAAAUACAUCUCCUGUCGACUUGCUGUGUGAGCCAGUACCUUCCUGCCUGCCAUCCCCCCAGCUGAGACCUGAUCCUGUGGUUCUUGAGUCUGCAGACCUCAUCCAGUUUGAGGAACGCCCCACACCCCUCCCAGAGAUAAUGAUUUUAACAGAAGAAGAAAAACAAAGAAUUGUUACCACAGCUCAAGAAAAGUUGAUCUCUGGUUCUGUGGUGUCUGACACCACAGAGAAUGCUUCAGUGCCUCCCUGUCAGUCCUCUGAAACCCAAGUAAACAAAGAAGCAACGGACAGCCCGGCCAAAAAGCAACACAAAAACAAGGUCAAAUUGGCAGCAAACUUCUCACUUGCACCUGUAACCAAGCUUUAACUCUUUCUUUUUAGUGUGAAAGACAAAUACCUAUGGACUGUGCACAAAGUAAAGCUGUUUGCUAGCCCAUGUGUAUUUUAAUGGAAAACCUAGAGGAAUUAAUUUGUAUUUAAUGUAUCCUGUGAAGAUUUUGUUCCUUUUACACUGAACACAGCUGUUAGCAGAGCAGAUUUUUUCUAUUAUUUUCAAAAAAAUCUGGCAUUUGUUAAAUUAUUCUUAAAUUUUACAGGUUUUCAUAAAUGUGUUCAGUAAAAGCAAAAUAUUAAUUCAACAAACAUGGAACAGAUUUUAUUUUCUUUAAGCCUUGUUGGUAAUGUAAUCAUAAAUGUAGCAUAUUGUAUUCUAUAGGCUGUUGCUUACUGGUAUUGUUUCAGACAGUAUUAAUGAAAUGCAUGAUUUGUCUUUCAAAAGCCUGUUGAGAAAUUUUAACUCGCUGACCUGGAAUGACAAGAGUGAGGGGAGCUGAUUGCUCUCCAGAGGGGAAACUUGUUCUCUGACCUUUCAGAUGACUUGUAACUGCAUCAGAAAUGCCUGUCUAAAGAUGUCUGUAGAAGAUUAUGUGGGUCUUGUGUAAAACUUGUUUUAAAUGUUUGUUUGCUGUAGCUUUCAGUUCCAUUUAGGAGCUCUCUAGGAUGCUGAUGCUUUAAGCUUCCCUCAUAUUUAGUUUGUCUGGUAUGGGUUUGGUUAAGGAGGAGAUUGUCUUGAUGUCAUGAGUGUAAGAUACAGACACACACAUUUUCAUUGUGUCUAGAAAUGAAGUUAGGAAGAUUCUGAUAUUUCUGAAAUAUGCAUUUAAUGCAUAAAUUACAGAUAAUGGAGCAGGUCUUAUUAAAGUGGUUUGUGAUGGGAGGUAUUGAUGCUAUUUCCACCUGUAAGGAAAGUUCUAGCUACAUGUGGAAAUGCUAAGGUUGUUCUGCUUAACCUUGUUUUCUAUUUUUAAGCAUGUUCAGUAAAUGGGAAGCUCGUUCUUUGAUGUGCUGUCUUUUAGCUGUGUCUGUUUUUAUUCUAAGACUUACUCCUAGUGUUGGAAGCUUUUUGAAUUUGUGGUAUCUUGUGUUGGCUUUUGCAAGGGCCAGCUUUGGGAGAGAGGUUAAGUCAGUGGAUGACCUUAACUCUAGUUAGCAGAAUUGUCCAGUGUGUGAGACUUUAUACCCAUUCUGGGUAACCAUGGCAUUUACAAUGGGUUGUAUUUGCCAGGCAGCAAAUAAAUUGCUUGUAGUCUUGAAAGAACCUAUACUAGAAGUUUUCCACUGGCCAACUGAAUAUUUUUUUUUUUAGAUGGAUUCUAUUGUAAUAUGCAAGAGAUGGAACACAGGCUCUAUUUUUUCAGCCAGCAGCAGGAAAUGCCACUGAACAAUGGCUAUAGACAGAAUUUUACUAGUCAGAUCUUGUUAUAAAAUCUUUUAUAUUUAGGCAAGUAUUACCAGUAGUGAGUUUAUAGCUGUUGUAAGUGCAAAGAAACACUGGGAAGUUUUUCUGAGCAUUAUGGCACAGUAUUUUGAGUCCAUAGUAAACCUCUACAGACAUACUGCUAUAGAAGAAGAAAUUUAGAAGUAAGCUUUCUUGGAAUGUUUUUACUGAGUUAAAUGCAAGAAAAUCUGCUUUCACCUUAAUUUUGAUAAGGUUGACAGUGAUCAGUCUAGAUCUUUGUUUCAGAAGAGAAUGCAUGGGAGAAGAGACCAGCCUGAAAUUGUAUUUUCAUGAGAUGCAGCUACAAGUCAUUUGGAGUACUGAAGAAAACCAGGUUUUUGCUUCAGAGGAAAAUAUGGUAUUUAUCCAAGUAAAGUGGUGGUUAUACCACAUGUGGAGGUCAGCAUAUCUUAUCUGGAUUCAUGUGUGAUUCUGCUGAAAUUGCUGUUUGAAAGUAAUAGAAUAAUACUUUUGAGAAGUUGUGUUCAUAGUGUAACAAAAUAGCUAAUUGAAUUGCAAUAUAUUUUUUUAUCCAAAGGGUUAAACAAAUGAUGUGACUUACAGAUUUAAAAGCUUUGCAACCAUGAAAUUCUUUAUUUAGCAAAUAAAUGUACUACUUCAGAUUCAUGUUUGUUCAAAAGAAUAUGUCACUGAAGCCCUCAAUUUAUGCACUAUUUUUUUUCUUGGAAUGGGAGAGAGAAGAAAGACUUCAUUUCUUAGCUGUCUACCUUGUUUGGACACUUUCUUUUGUGGCUCAAGUGCUGUUUUGUGUGUUGGGACCAAACAGUUGUCAAUAAAAUUUUCAAGCAAGCAUAA
Molecule: messenger RNA, 8471 nt
Organism: Corvus hawaiiensis (hawaiian crow)
Lineage: Eukaryota; Metazoa; Chordata; Aves; Passeriformes; Corvidae
Gene: MARF1
Product: meiosis regulator and mRNA stability factor 1
Exons: 26
Coding region: 1008-6245 (1745 amino acids)
Biological process (GO): post-transcriptional gene silencing
Cellular component (GO): cytoplasm; peroxisome
Molecular function (GO): CCR4-NOT complex binding; mRNA base-pairing post-transcriptional repressor activity; RNA nuclease activity
Source: RefSeq, a predicted model, not a curated record